This is a messenger RNA of Sparassis crispa, 219 nucleotides long. RefSeq lists its product as uncharacterized. The record is from RefSeq and is a predicted model, not a curated record. Bases 1 to 219 code for a protein of 72 amino acids. The transcript is spliced from 5 exons. Lineage: Eukaryota; Fungi; Basidiomycota; Agaricomycetes; Polyporales; Sparassidaceae. Gene Ontology annotation, cellular component: cytoplasm.
AUGUUCGGAACACUCAUCCAUCUAGGCUGUGACGCCCUCCUCGUCAGCGCAUUCCUUGCAGGCAUUCGACGUACCACAGGGUUAACGCCUAAGCUGACAGAGGUACCGAAUAAAGAUAUACGUCAAAUAUUGCGCUCAUACCUUGAGAUUGGGGAGUACAUUUUCGACUUCGCGGUCGUCCUAUGCGGGAGGUCCUCGUCGUUUGAGAGAAGAACCUGA